This is a messenger RNA of Sporisorium graminicola, 1701 nucleotides long. RefSeq lists its product as uncharacterized. The transcript has a single exon. The coding region runs from base 1 to 1701 and encodes 566 amino acids. The record is from RefSeq and is a predicted model, not a curated record. Gene Ontology annotation, cellular component: cytoplasm; nucleus; elongator holoenzyme complex. NCBI's taxonomy places the organism in Eukaryota, Fungi, Basidiomycota, Ustilaginomycetes, Ustilaginales, Ustilaginaceae. Gene Ontology annotation, molecular function: acyltransferase activity, transferring groups other than amino-acyl groups; iron-sulfur cluster binding. Gene Ontology annotation, biological process: tRNA wobble base 5-methoxycarbonylmethyl-2-thiouridinylation.
AUGGGCGCAUCUUCCAAUACAGCCGAGCUACUGCUGCGUGUCUGUGCCGACAUUGCAGCACAGCUCGUCGACGCCCACGACCGCUCAGCAUCGGUCUCGUUGAAUCACAUCCGCACCACAACAUGCAAGAGAUACGGCUACAAUGGGGUCCCCAGGCUCACCGACAUCAUCGCUGCUAUUCCUGAAGCAUACCGCAAGGCGCUCGUGCCUGCCCUCAAGGCAAAACCCGUACGAAGUGCCUCUGGUAUCGCCGUUGUAGCCGUCAUGUGCAAGCCACACCGAUGUCCUCACAUCGCACUCACCGGUAACAUCUGCGUCUACUGUCCCGGAGGUCCUGACUCAGAUUUUGAAUACAGCACACAGUCCUACACCGGAUAUGAGCCUACGUCGAUGCGAGCCAUUCGAGCCCGAUACGAUCCCUACGAGCAAUCCAAGAACCGUGUUCAGCAGCUUCGCGAACUCGGACACAGCGUUGACAAGGUCGAGUACAUCAUUAUGGGUGGAACCUUCAUGUCGCUCUCCGAAACUUAUCGUAAUCAGUUUAUCGCCCAACUUCACAACGCCCUCAGCGGCUUCAACGGCCAAGACAUCGACGAAGCGGUCAAGUACUCGGAAAGGGCUCUCACAAAAUGCAUCGGCAUCACCAUCGAGACCCGCCCCGACUACUGCCUGAGGCCACACCUCUCCCAGAUGCUUCGCUAUGGCUGCACUCGACUCGAAAUUGGUGUGCAGUCCGUCUACGAAGACGUAGCUAGGGACACCAAUAGAGGACACACCGUCAAAGCUGUGUGCGAAACAUUCCAGUUAGCCAAGGAUGCUGGUUACAAGAUCGUCGCACACAUGAUGCCAGACCUCCCCAACGUCGGUGUCGAGCGUGACAUGGAACAAUUCAAAGAGUACUUUGAAAAUCCAGCUUUCCGCACAGACGGUCUCAAGCUUUAUCCCACACUUGUCAUUCGCGGCACAGGUCUCUACGAGCUGUGGAGGACAGGUCGAUACAAAAACUACACACCCUCGUUCUUGGUCGACCUCAUCGCACGAAUCUUGGCGCUUGUACCGCCCUGGACGCGAGUGUAUCGUGUGCAGCGAGAUAUCCCUAUGCCGCUUGUUUCGUCUGGUGUCGAGAACGGCAAUCUGCGAGAAUUGGCUCUGGAACGCAUGCGCGAUUUUGGUGUCACUUGCCGUGACGUUCGAUACCGCGAAGUAGGUCUGCACGAGAUCCACACCAAAGUACGACCGGACGAGGUCGAGUUCAUCCGUCGAGAUUACACGGCCAAUGGAGGAUGGGAAUCCUUCCUCGCCUACGAAGAUCCAGAGAAGGAUAUCCUCAUCGCACUGUUGCGUCUGCGCAAAUGCUCGGCUGCGGGAACGUACCGUCCUGAACUAACAAAGGAUGGUCAGUGCUCCAUCGUCCGCGAGCUCCAUACGUACGGAAGCGCCGUCCCUAUCCACUCCAGAGACCCGACCAAAUUCCAGCACCAGGGGUUCGGUACUCUGCUCAUGGAACAGGCUGAACGCAUCGCCAGGGACGAGCACGGGUCGCGCAAGCUCGCCGUCAUUUCUGGUGUAGGCACUCGAGAUUACUACAGGAGGCUGGGCUACGAGCUGGAGGGCCCGUACAUGGUCAAGAUGCUCGUUGAUGAUGUCGGUGAGGACGAUGCCAGCGAUGUCAGUGGACCCUUGUCUGACUUUUACUUUUAG